ACGGUUUCAAAUUUCCUGCGGCAAACCAACGCAAGAAUUUACUGGGGUGGGAAGUGUUAUACUGCAUUGCUGAUUUUUAUACUGGGAUUGCCUCAUAAAGGACCAUGAGCGAUACCAAAGGACCAAUAAUUGCCGCGCGGGAAACAGGGCCUGGACCUGGACGAUAUGCUCUGCCAUCAACAUGUGGCUACAACAAGCAUGAUAUUACCAAGUGGAUGAACCCAGCUUAUUCAUUUGGACAGAAGCUGGAGAGCAGUAUGUUUAAAAAAGAUAGCAGCCCUGGCCCGGGCUAUAUGGUACAUCCUUCAAUUACUCGAUAUGGUAAAGAUGGCACCCCAUCAUAUUCAAUUCUAGGGAGACAGAAAGAUCCAAAUGUUUUUAAAACACCAGCGCCCGGUGCUUAUUCCCCUGAAAAGGUGCACCCACAAGGUGAACGCCAUGCACCCGCAUAUUCAAUGAGACAACGAACACGAUAUAGGAAACGUGACACCACACCUGCUCCAAAUUCGUAUAGCCUGCCUUCACUUAUUGGAAGUAAAAUUCCAGAUAAACCUGCUUCAGCAGCUUUUUCUAUGACGGGGAGGUCGAAAACAGGAAGUUUUGCUGAAGAUCUUGCCAAAACACCUGGUCCUGGUAACUAUCAAAUGUUGGAGCCAAAUGUGACAAAACGAAAAGCGCCCGCCUAUUCUAUACUUGGCCGUAGUUACAUGCCUGGAGAUUCAACACAGAAACCUGGACCUGGAGCUCACUGUCCCGAAAAAGUAUCUGGAAACAAACGAACCGCUCCUUCCUUUUCCCUGGGCAUAAGACAUUCUGAAUAUAUUACCCCUUUGAUUAUUGAUGUAACCGACUAAAUGUAGAUUUUAAAGUAAAUUUUUGUAUAUAUUUAAUUUGUACAGUCAAUUUAUUAGUCUAAAAUCUACGUUUUUUCUUCAACCUUUUGCGAAAUUUCAAAAUGCUUCCUGCCAAAUUGAGUAUAUACAACAUGUUUGAGAUUAUCUUCAGAUUGUUAUGUGUUUGGUGUUAGGAAAAUAUUAGUGUGGUGCCUUCAAGUAUUAUUUUUUUUUUUUACUUGUGAUUUUUACUGAUUAUAUAUAUAUUUUUUAAUUUUCCACUGCAAAGACAAAAUAUCAACAAUUUUUAUGAAUGA
This is a messenger RNA of Hydractinia symbiolongicarpus, 1150 nucleotides long. Its product is annotated as outer dense fiber protein 3-like. The transcript is spliced from 6 exons. Gene Ontology annotation, cellular component: cytoskeleton. The record is from RefSeq and is a predicted model, not a curated record. The coding region runs from base 105 to 854 and encodes 249 amino acids. NCBI's taxonomy places the organism in Eukaryota, Metazoa, Cnidaria, Hydrozoa, Anthoathecata, Hydractiniidae.